Chironomus riparius is the source of this 683-nucleotide messenger RNA. The record is from the annotation of a GenBank genome assembly. Lineage: Eukaryota; Metazoa; Arthropoda; Insecta; Diptera; Chironomidae.
AAAGUAGAAAAUAAAUUUUCAAGUGAAAAAGAUUUUCUUUAACCUUUUUAUAUACAAAUAAAAUAAAAUGCCUGUCGGAGGCAGAGCGAUUGGAAAAACUGGGUUUUCAAGUGGGCUUUCAGCAAGUGGUCGAUCGUAUAACGACAUUAAUGAAGAAAUUUAUUAUUUAUCAAUUUUCAUGGCAACACUUAUUGCCAUCUUAAUCUCGAUUGCAUUAUUAUACAUCCUAUUUGAAAAGUGUCAGAAAAAGCAAAAGCACUUCAUCACAGCUUAGUUGUUUUGUGAUUUUCAACACAAAUUUUAGAUGACUCUGUGUCGCUCUUAUGAUAAUUAUAUGAGCACAUACAUAGAUAAAUAACAUUUCAAGCAGGAUCCAAAAAUAAUUACGAAUAAAUUGUAGGAGAUUUAGAAAUUCAUAAAAUAACUACGCAUCGAUAACAAAACAAGACAUUCCAAUAGACUUAAAAUAUAAAAAGCCAUCGAAAGUUCAAAUCACAACGUGACGAAUGAAGAAUAUGAUAAGAAAACGCAGCUUGUAAAAUUUUAAAGUGCCAUUUUAAAAUCUACUCCAUACACUCUUUCUCACUACAGGAUACGAAUACGUUAUGGAAAUUGAACUUCGUCUACAAGAGCGUUGUGAGGAAAUUAACAUGCUCAUCAAAAUUUUAUUUUCAGAAACUCAA